Messenger RNA from Mustela lutreola (European mink), 4307 nucleotides. RefSeq names its product short chain dehydrogenase/reductase family 9C member 7 (gene SDR9C7). The transcript has 4 exons. Gene Ontology annotation, molecular function: oxidoreductase activity. The coding region runs from base 2784 to 3725 and encodes 313 amino acids. Lineage: Eukaryota; Metazoa; Chordata; Mammalia; Carnivora; Mustelidae. The record is from RefSeq and is a predicted model, not a curated record.
CGGUGCCUUUAUGGAGAUCAAGGGAGCAGGGGGAUAACCUGAGGGGGAUUUCAAGAGGGGAGUUAGAUCACCCCCUUCUUUCCACAGAAGUGGGGGGCCAGUGUUUCUUUUCCAGGAUUUAUCAAGUAACGUGGGGUCACAGGAGACCCAUGGGUGGACAGACAAGGAGAAGUCGCUAAAGCACUGGCAGGCCCCAGUCCCUUUCCCAGGGACAUCAAGCCUCUUCCCCCUUCCCUCAGCAGCAUCCUCUCUGCAGCCCUCUGUCCCCUCCUUUAGAUUUAUGCCCCCAACUGCGGCCCUCCCCAGUUUCCGCAGCCCAGGUCUCCCUUCCCCCAUCCUCCAGGGUCCACUUGUGGACCCCAGUCUUUCGUUUCCUGCUAACCUUUGCUGAGCACCUACUGUGUGCCGGGCAGGAAUUUCCUCGGUUACCCAGCGCUUCCUGCAACCGCGGACUCUCUAUGUCCCCACUUCUCUGAAGAUGUUCUGAGUAAGGACUGAACAGAGAAAGCAUUUGCAGAGAGUGGUGUUGGUUCCUGAGCUGAGGACAAAUGAGCUGGGAGCUGUCUCAUCAGGUGUCUAAGUUUUCUUCCCUCAGUUUCAGACCAAGGCCAUGGAGCCUUUAGGGGGAUCUGAUACUACAGAAUGACAUUAGUGUUCUUGGUGAAAACAAAACAAGGUCAGAUGUUGGUGUGUCAUUCAUUCUGACCCAUGCAGUAGAUGCUAGAAAUGGUCUGGAAGAGCUCUAGGCCCCUCUCUGCUGACCACACUAGUGAGCAGAGGUGUGGAUGGAGCCCAACCACCAGCCUGACCUGUCAGCCUCAGGUGCCUACUCAGCAGGGGGACUUGUCAUCAGAGAGUGGGGCAUUUCAAGCCCUAGGAAAAGAGCCCUUCUCCGUGGUUCCCAGUCCCCACUGCAUGACCUGCUUUUCAUAGCUGUUGGGAGUCUGAACCCAGGGGAGCACUGCCGUAAUCAUCCGUCUGCAUAGAGGCCCAUGAAAUGGUGAGUCGGGCCAGGUCCUGUGUUGGAGUCGUUCCAAGUCAUCCUUUUCUAAAUCCAGAGACAGCCCCUGGAUGUCACCUGUCUUCUCAAGAACUAGGAUACUCCUGGGACUACUCAGCCCUUGAGCGACAUUGUCGGACUUCCCUUAGCCAAGAUUGCUCUAUUCACCUACCCGGGAGUCAGGGUUGGGACAUACCUCCCCAGCUGAGCGUGGGAGUUGUGCCUUGGGCUGGGUGUGCCAUGGGUAAGGUUUGCCUCCACCACUUCCCAACUCUGUCCCACACAGGGUUUGGAUCUGCCCCCCCAGGGGUGUGCCCAUGAUCUGACCUCUCGCUCCCACCAUCCUUGCUAUAGAAUGGCUGAGCUCUCUGGUUUUUCCUGAGGCAACAUGUACGUUAUUUGAUUCUGAAGCUCACUAACCUUCAUGGGUAGUGGCGCAUAGAGAUGCUUCUUUGGCUCUUCACCUUAGGAAAUUUGUGGCUCCGCUUCUGUCAGAGCUUUUGGACCCGGAAGAUGUGGGUGAGUGGCCCCCAGUCCCUCAGGAUGAGCUGGUGGCCAGGGUCAUCUUGGGGAAUCGUGUCACUAGAGGUUUAUUCUAAGAACUGCCAUAGACUCCAACAUCCUUCUGUCCCUGCAUCUCAGGGUCCUAGGUGUGGCUCCUCUCUCUCAUCUCUUACUUCUUUUUCUUUAUCAGCUUCCCUCCUAAUUUUGGUGAGUUCUUUGCUCCCCUUGAUUCCUGGUCUCCCCUGCCUCUGUACAUCCGAUUAGCCACUGUGUCAGCUGACUUCAUCAUCCCUUCCUUCCACUGUCACACAACCCCCACCAGGCUUCUCAGCUCACCAGAUCACCUAGUGUGUGCCUAGUCCUAGAGGUGGAAGGAAAUGCCCACUGGGGGCCCUGCCCUGGGGUAGUAGAUAUUGUGUCUUCUGUCCGUAACUUUGUGUAUUUGCCUGGUCACUGGUUCAGGAGAGCUGGGCCUGCCUGGAGUGCUGUGAGGUUCCUUGUUGGUAUCAACUCCUAAGGACCCAGUCCUGGAGCUUCUCCUCUUUCCAGUUUUCAGAAAUAGCCUCCCUGUAGGUGGGCCCUGCUACCUCUGGUCUCAGGACCUUGGAGGCACUUCUACUCUGGGGGUGACGCUUUCUUUUUCUUCUUAUCAUGGAGAUUCACCUAAGGGCAGAGAAUUCCAAAGAGCUAGUAACCUCAAACUCAUUUCUUUGUGGGUUUUGGGGGGAGGGGCGUGGGCAAAACCAAUUCUGCUUGUUUUACAUUAAUGAAUUUGUCUUAACUUUUUCCCCUGAAAAUAAAAAUUAAGCUUAUCGACGUGUCUGCCCUCAUGACAAACGAUUUCGGUCCCUGGGCAGGAGGUGGGGAUUUCCAGGAAGGCUCUCUGGGCGGAGUCCUCCUUUCUCACCCGCACUGCUCAGACCACCCAGGACAAGCCCCGUCUCAGCAUCGACCUCACCAGCAAAGUCUUUCCCAUCCUUGGCAGCUUCCCCCAUCAGGGCUGGGGGAGAGCGAGAGGCAGCCACCAGGACUGUCUGAGGUCACACAACUUCAGGUUGGACUUGAAUUUCUUGCAUCUAGGCUAAUUGGUGUGUUGAUGCAUCCACCUCUAGAAAUUAUAAAGUGGCUCACCCGGGAGCCCUGGGUCUGUUGCCAGUGGUAGAGGGAGGAGAGCUCUUCUCAGUGGGUUCCAGCAGACUGCCAGCUGGGGCUCAGAGGACCAGCCUCUCCCACUGUCUCCUGAGCCCAGGCUUCUUGGCCGUCACUUUCCCCCUGCUUCAUGGCGGCUAUCACGGAUCUCUCCUUUAUGUACCGCUGGUUUAAGAACUGCAAUCUGGUGCGCAACCUUUCAGACAAGUACGUCUUCAUCACGGGCUGUGACUCGGGCUUCGGGAACCUGCUGGCCCGGCAGCUGGUCGAUCGGGGCAUGCGGGUGCUGGCUGCUUGCUUCACAGAGGAGGGUGCCCAGAAGCUUCGGCAGGAUACCUCUUACCGGCUGCAGACCAUCCUCUUGGAUGUCACCAAGACCGAGAGCAUACAGGCAGCGACCCAGUGGGUGAGAGACCAAGUGGGCGAGCAAGGCCUCUGGGCCCUGGUGAACAAUGCUGGUGUAGGCCUGCCCAGUGGACCCAAUGAAUGGCUGAUGAAGGAGGACUUCGUGAAGGUGAUCAAUGUGAACCUGGUAGGACUGAUCGAAGUGACCCUCCAUAUGCUACCCCUGGUCAAAAAAGCUCGGGGCAGGAUCGUCAACAUGUCCAGCUCUGGAGGUCGUGUGGCUGUCAUUGGUGGCGGCUACUGUGUCUCCAAGUUUGGUGUUGAGGCCUUCUCUGACAGCAUCAGGCGUGAGCUCUACUACUUUGGGGUGAAAGUCAGCAUCAUUGAGCCCGGGAACUAUCGAACAUCCAUCCUGGGCAAGGAGGGCCUGGUGUCCCGCAUGCAAAGGCUGUGGGAGCGGCUGCCUCAGGAGACCCGGGAUAGCUAUGGGGAGGAGUACUUCCGCAACUAUACUGACAAGUUAAAAAACAUGAUGCAGCUGGCAGAGCCAAGGAUCAGCGAGGUCACCAACAGCAUGGAGCACGCCAUCAUUUCCCGGAGCCCCCGCAUCCGCUAUAACCCGGGCCUGGACGCCAAACUCCUCUACAUCCCAUUAGCUAAGUUGCCCACCCCUGUGACAGAUUUCAUCCUGAGCCGGUACCUUCCAAAGCCAGCAGACAGUGUCUGAGCUGGGGAAGUCCAGGGAUGGUCAGUAGAGUGUGGAGGAGGGAGGGGGGUGGGAGAAGAGACUGUAGGGUCCCAAGAGGUGGUAUCAGACAUUCUGAGGGACGCUUUGCUUGGCUGACACCCACUGCCAGAGAAUUUAUGGAUAACUUCUAGCAGAAGACAAGUGCCUCUUCCCACUUACUGGGAUUCUGCAGAAACCCCAGCUGGCCUUUGCAGAUGCAAAGACCUACAGCAUGGCCUCAAGAACAUCUGUGACUCAUUAGGGAUACGGGUUUUUCUGGACAUGAAAAUGUCAAGGGGAGGAAACCGAGCUCCUGCUGAAUCAUGAGCCUCUGUCAGUUAUCACCAGCACUGGGAAAUAUUGCAGGAUAGUCGAGCCCACAGAAGCAUCUCAACGACUUUCCUACUGAGUCUCUAAAUAUGCAUUAACCUCAUUCCCACAACCCAUUAUUUAAAAUAUGUAGUAGAGCAGACAGGGAGUGCAAGAUUAUAUCAAGUAAAAGUUUAUGAUGUUUUCUUUCUAUACAGAUCUCUCUGUUCAUAGAUGAUUGGGAUCCACAUAAAAUAACAUUCAUUUAUUUAA